AGGAAGGAGGGGGAGAAGCCGCCACGCGUCUGCUUGGUGGAAGGGUUGCCAUGACGAAGUUUAAGGACGCCACUGUCCGGUCGAGCCGCGAAGCGGGUUACACGCUUUGCCUUUGCCGUCGGUCUUCCGUCCGGCUGUAGGGACAGGAUUUCGCCUCCGAACCCGAACUUCGCGGGUACCAAGUGCAGUGCGAGGCGGAGGGGAAAUCGAGGUGUCUCCUUCUGGCUUUUUCAAUGGCGGUCGUGCGAUCCCGCCCCGAGCUUUAUCGUUGGCGACGUUUCAAUCAGCCUGCAUCGCGGCAAAAGGUACAGUUUGAUGCUGACAAUGUAGAGCACUGGAUUAAGCGGGUGGAACAAGCCUCUGAAUUUGCUGUUUCUGAAGCUUUUUCAUCAAAAAAACCAUCCUAUUCUCAAGGGUUUCAUGGUCCAGUGAUGGAUUUGGAAACAACAGAGCAGCUGCUAGGUCAUGAUGAAGCAUAUGUAGAAGCUCAAGAAUUGCUUAAUGACUGGAUGAAUUCAAAACUGAAACUGGAACUGGCAAGUGAUGAAGAUAACGCUGUUCAGAAUUCAGCUUCUCACUCUGUUCCUUUACAAGAGCCCAUCGCUGGCUUUCAGAAGUAUAAAAAAUUUGAUGAUUUCUAUGGUUAUUUGGAGCAAGAGGUGGAAAGCACCACAGUGCAAGAUUUUUUACAGCAUCUAUUGCAAAGUGAAAUUGUAAAUUCUGGUGUACUGGAAGACCUUAAAACUGAAAGCAUCAGAGAGAAAAAGAAACCCAGAGACCUACGAAUUACCAUGGAGCUAAGGCAUAAACAGGUAAAAGAAAAUCGCUUGAGACGGCAGAAGGAGCUUGAACUUCUAAAACAAGAAAAGGCCUUGAAAAAGUUUGCAAUAUCAGAGGCUCAAAAGCAGUUGCAAGAGGAGAAUAAGAGGAAAGCUCUGAAAGCCAAAAAAGAAGAAGAAGAAAUCCAAAAACAGAUGGUAAUAUUGCGGAAGGAGUUGGUACAGAAAAGACAUCUUAUGGAAGAAGCACGGAAAAUGGAAAGAAAGAGACACGGUUUAAAAAAAAUUCAAAAUCUGAUAGAAGUUGGCGUGCCUCCUGCUGGGCUUACCUACCUGCAUUGUGACAAUGAAGGACAAAAGAAGGAGAAACAAGCCCAAAAGCAGGAGUUGCUGAGCAAGAUCAACAUUGCUGAUCAGAAGUGCCUACGGAAGUAUUUCUCUGCCUGGUACAAGCUUAUUCUGGAUCUCAGAAUUAAGGUGGGAAAAGCAAGAGCCCUUGCUGAGUGGAACUGCCAGCUGAAGGUUUUGCGAGCCUGGAGAGGUUAUUCAUGGUCUCGCAAAGUGGAGAAGGAAACUCAAAACAUGGAAAAUCAGCUUCGGGAUCAAAAUAGGAAAAAACAGUUGGCUAUAGAGUUCAACCGGAAAUGCAUUUUGCGCCAUUGCUUUGCUGAAUGGCAAUGCUGGAGCCGAUUAGAGGUGGAAAAGAGAGUUCUAGAGGUGAAAAAAGAAAAAAUGAGAAAUAAAAUGGCAAAUCUCUUGGAAGAAGUAUCACUGGGGCAACUAACGUCAAAUUUCUCAAGACCUACCAAGAAAAUCCAUGAGACAGAAGUUACCCAGGAUAAACCUGCAAGUGAUACAGAGAUGACUGAAGUACCGUUUGUUCAGAAUGACCCCACAGUUGCAAAAUUUGAAAGAGAACAUUCCUACUCUCCAGGGACAAGUAGGAAAUGCAAUCUCCAUUUACCAAGUCAACCAAAAUGGGCAUGGCAAGUCACCAGGAAACAUGCUGCUUUGAAUGUUCAGGACCAUGUCAGGUUUGGGAACCAAACAAAGCAUUCUCAGCAGCAUCUUGGUCCAUCAAAACAAAAAAAAUCCCUUGCUGGCCCCCUGGAACAGCAACAUCUGAUUGAAGAACAGCGACGGCAGCUUCAAGAGCAGCAAGAGCUGAUCCAUAAACUUCAGGGAAUUCAGAGGCAACAUACUGCUUGGGAGGAGGCUAAGCAAACCACAGCUGCUACCAUGGCACUUAACAUUCACACUCCAAAAAUUAAGGAAGAAAAACAGUUGAGAGAAAAUCAAUCAAAUUACAAGAUCACUAAACCUGUAAGGUCAGAAAAUCAGCCAGUCAUUCAAAGGAGAAGGUCUUUGAAAGUGCUAGUCACACUGCAUCCCUUGCUCAAAGCUAUGGAAGAGAGAGCAAUUCAGCGAGCAGAACGGAGGAGGCAAUUGGAAGAAGCCAAGAAAAAGCGAGAAGAAGAGAAACUGGCUGAGAUGCAAGCCAAAGAAGAAGAACGUCAGAGGCAAGAAGCAGCAGAAAAAGAGGCUAAAUUAGAAAAGAGGCGAAAGGAGAAGAGAUUGCAGCAAAUGAAAGAAGUGGAAAAACAGAGAAGGCUAGAGAGAGAACAGCAACUUUUAUCCAAAGCAGAAGACCAUUACAUUAAGGUUUUGCUCAAGAAGCAGGGGUUAGAACCCUGGAAAAGACUUAUAAAGCAAUCUGAAGAAAAUAUGGUGAUGGCACAAAGGCAUCACUGUACCAGGUUGCAGCAGAAGUGUCUUCUUGCCUGGCUUCAUCAUGUGCAAGAGAUCCUUUCCAGAAAAAUAGCUCAGGCUGAGGAACUUUAUUCCUAUCAAUUGCUUAGAAGGUCCUUAAGGAGCUGGAUAAAGUAUAGGGACUACAUACUUAUUCUGGAAGACAUUGCAAGCAAAGUCCAUGAAACUGCCCUAAAGAAGAAGUUAUUUGGGGCUUGGCUUGAUUUGGUGAAUGAGGAGAAAAGUACAUUGUGGGAAAAACAAAAGACUGCAGGUCAAUACUGUAAUAGGAGAAUAUUACUACUUGCAUUCAGAGCCUGGCAACAGUACCCAGAAGAGAUGAAACAUGAAAGAGAAAAAGAAGAAAGACUAGGAAAGCUAAGAAAGAGAGUGGCUGAAAUUUUGCCAGAUUUCCAAGCAUGACAAAAGGAUUUCAGACCAGAGGACAAAUGGAACCUGGAAGGGAAAAAAAGUCCAUGUGACCAAUUCUCUGGUUGAGACUGACUCUGUAGCACCAUUUCAGCAAUCUCAUCUCUGUGUGCCUUUUUCCUUCUAUCAACAACAUGGCAGCAUCUUUGGUUUGCAAGGGAAUUCCCACUGAAUGUCUGCUUUGCAAUUGGAAUUGGCCUUAAGCUCAGAACUUGUCUUUUGCUGUAUAGCUGUUGAGAUCCCACAGGGUGAACACAGUGAGGGUCCUUAAUGUUUACAUACACUUACAUCAAGACAUUUUCUUGCUGUCUACCCCAAACAGCUGUAAUAUAAAUGCAAAAACAACUAGUUAACCAAUACUAGCUGUGCCUGGUCUUGUCCCUAGCUGCUGGUGAGACAGUCAGUUUCCACAUGGUUGGAAUAUACUUCCAUGCCCUCUAGCAUCAUAAGAUCUUACCAAGGGAAGAAGUUCAGCCCUUCUGUGUGUAAUUCUAAAGGCAGUCUAGAGUUGGUAUUAAAAACUAACAUCAGACAGUGAUUUUAUUGGUACAAGUUAGUUUGCUGCAGAAAUCUUGCUUCUCAUUUCUGAAUUACCUUUCCUCCCUUCUAGAUAAUGUCUUCACUGCACGCAGCAUUUUUUUAGUAUCACACAUACCAUAAAACCAGAUCAUACAAUCAAUUAUUUUAUAAACGCUUGGGGAUUAUUCAGUUUAAGCGUAGGCUUUUAAAGGGAUGGAAGGUUUCUUUGUCCAUCAUUGAUGCAAAGAUGAUUUUAUUGUCAGCCAUAUAAGAUGCAUAUUGGCCCUGGUUUUCAUAUUCAACUACCCAAAAUAAAUACAUUUUUGGUAGCUUGGAAUAGAAACUUUGGCUAUUCGGGACUGUACCAGAAAAAUGCUAUAGGAAGAGUUAUAAUUAAUAUGCUGCCAGUUAUCAAACAGUAAGUUUCAGGAGUUAUAGUUCCAAUGCUCAGUGCAGCUGUGGUGAUUAACAACAAUAAACCAUCUUACACAUAUUUUCAUGUUUUAAUUACUAUAAAUUACCAUCAUAUCCUGAAUGUACAUGUGGGCUUUUUCUUUACUGAAGAAGUUGGUUGGCUGGACUGCAUCCAAAGUUGUCCAAAUAUUAUAAUUAAACUUAUUAAAUGAUUCACAAAGUCUCUGUAUGUGAUAUAUAGAUUAAAAAAAAUCCACUGACACAGGUAAGAAGCCCAAGUUAUAUCAGCCUUAUACUAAAAAAAAAAAAUACAGAAUCACUUAGCCCAGUUCAAAAAGGAUAGUGAUAAACAGAACUUCACACUGUAGAAAAACUCAGCAGAAGUCAUGCCACAGGGCAAUCAAAGCAGGAUUAAUAUUAAAAAAUAUGCCUUAAACCGAAACUGAAAUAUAAUAGGAACACUUGUAUCAUCAAAGAGAUUCCCAAGUCCUUCCCAGAUUAUAGAAUAUGUAGUAGACUUCCAUAUCCUAAGAUACCUCUGCCCUGACUGCUGCUGAUGGAUUACUGUAUUUACUGUGUGUGUCACACUAACUAGAAUCCAUCCCAGUUGUGGAAAGCCUAGAAAUUCAUCUACAGUAUUACAUUGCUGAAACCAGUGUUUCACUUUCUCAUGCUGCUAAAGGAAUCAACCAGCAAGUCAACUGAAAAACUGUUGAAUCCACAGUGCAAUCUCAGAAAAUCCAGUUUAGAGAAUGGGUGAAAAAAUAAGCCAACAGCUGAAGAGUGCUGGUAAUGUUCCUAAUUAUACAGUUAGCAAUAGUUCUGUGCUAGGUUCUAGUUCAAUUUUUCAACACCAGAGUUAAGAUGCCCCAUUUUUAGCUAGACUUCUCUGCUGUAAAAAUGUGAUUUUCAUAAAAUAUCACUGUCCUGAUUCUGAUUCCAGAUGGCCAAUUCAUUUAGGAAAUAUUUUAAAGCUGGAAUAGAGAUACCCUAAUUUAUCCAGUUUUUCAAAGAUAUGAAGUUGACAGAUUUGAUUUGCCAUCUGUGAUUCCUUAAUCUACAAGCAGGAGCCUUGAAAAGUUCAGAAAAUUUUGCAAAUUCAUCUACUCAUAGUAUCUUCAAACUAACAUGUUGUCUCUACACUGGAACCUCUUUCAAAAAAUGGUCUGCUUUUCCAUACUCUAAUCUUUUCUGUAUUGAAGGUGGGGGAGGGGGCAGCUUGAAAGGAACAAAAGAAUAUGACAAGA
Messenger RNA from Candoia aspera, 5137 nucleotides. RefSeq names its product coiled-coil domain containing 191 (gene CCDC191). Bases 234 to 2951 code for a protein of 905 amino acids. Lineage: Eukaryota; Metazoa; Chordata; Lepidosauria; Squamata; Candoiidae. The record is from RefSeq and is a predicted model, not a curated record. The transcript has 17 exons.